This is a messenger RNA of Arabidopsis thaliana (thale cress), 879 nucleotides long. RefSeq lists its product as hypothetical. The record is from RefSeq and is marked reviewed. The transcript is spliced from 6 exons. Bases 1 to 879 code for a protein of 292 amino acids. NCBI's taxonomy places the organism in Eukaryota, Viridiplantae, Streptophyta, Magnoliopsida, Brassicales, Brassicaceae.
AUGUCGGAGAACGAUAGUAGCGAGAGUGAUAUUGAAAUGGACCCUGAAGAAGAAAAAGUGUAUAGACGGCAAGUUGAAGAGUCCGAUGGUUUUGAUGUUGAUUACUUUAGAUAUGCUGGGAUAAAGCCCUGUCCAUUGAAAGAUGAGAAUGCUUAUACUUAUGAUAUCGAACUUUUUGGAAGAUUGGGACUUCACUGUUACAAUCUUCUUCACGAGGGAACCAACCUCAAACUCAUGUGCAUUCCCAAGUACAACACUAAUAACAUUGGGGUAAGUUCUGGGGACUACUACUACAUAACGUUGGAGGCAAUAGACACAUACAACAACUCUCCAUGCACUUUUCAAACGUACGUAAGUGAAUGGUAUCAAACUUCAGAACAUGGAUACCUUGUGGUAGAGACAUAUAUUGCUAGAUUAAAAGGUCCUACUGGCCCUCAUAAUACUUGUAUUGGACGUGGGUGGAUAUGGGGAUGGGAAGAGGAGGCCAUCGAUGUUUACUACAAAGGUAAACUGCCUAAGUGGUUGACAAAAGAUUUGUUGGCUGCAGCCAAGGAUGAAUACUAUGUGGUGCAAGAAUCAGACAUUCUAGAAAAUGAGUGGCUUCAUCUGUAUGCUGAGAUUGCAUUGUACUCCAACUGGAAAUGGCAUGCGACUCGGAAGAGCUGUGAAGAGUCGCCGCACUUGAAGCUCAAGGCCAACAACGCUAUCUUCUACAUGGGUUUCAAGGGCAGUGGUGAUCAUCAUCCGAGUGGUAAGCAUGUCGAGUACCAAACAAUAGUACGGAAAGCCAUGGAUGGAAAACCGGGACACAUUCGUCUAGAAGUUGACUCUUGGCAAGCCAUACCAAGCGAUUUAAUUGGGGAGGAUGAACCGCCCUAG